GGGGCGAGGCUUGUCUAGUGACGUUUCUGGGGUAAACAAACCAGACGUUUAAACCCUCAGCUGUCAGCGCUGCUUUCGAAUAACAGGUGUUUAAUAAAGGUUUGGGGUGGCCGAGCAAUGCAGAAUGUCUGUAGAAGGAGCAGCAGCGCCGUCUGCAGGCCAGAAGCUGACCCGGUGGUGUUGCUCCGGGCUUCAGGAUCCGCUCCAGAUUGAGCGGGAUUUCUCUGAGGCUCUUCCUGCAGAGAUGAGCGUGAGGAUCUUCGGUGAGCUGGACGUCAGGAGUUUGUGUCGAGCUUCGGUCACCUGUAAACACUGGAAUGACAUCAUCGAGGGGAGCGAUCACCUGUGGAGGAGCCACUGCCUCACAGGGCUGGCGGUUUGCCGGAGGGAGGUGAACGGGGACCGGCUGGAUGGGUGUUCGUGGAAGAAAGGGAAUUCAACUGUGAACUUACAAUGUCACUCUCGUGCGUAACUACAGGAAAGGCUGUGUGAAGAGGAGGUGGCUGAAGGGCCGAUACAGCAACAUCCGCUCCGCUGACGAGCUUCCAGCCAACAGCAUGUGUCCUCUAGAUGUGGAGACCUGGGGGGAGAUACUGGAGGCAGAGCUGGAGAGAUAGAGAAAUCAGAAAUCUACAGACUCUAAUAUAUCACCACUGGAGCACUUGAUGCAUCCUGGGAAAAUGGUUUUAAGGGAUGUUCCACAAUCAGUGUUGCGAAAAAAAAAAAAAACAAGCACAAAGACUGGCAAUCAAAACAUGAUGAUGAUGAUGAUGAUGAGGAUCAUGUGGCAAAUUUGAGUUGUAUUAGCUAGCUUGAGACUUUGUGAGGUUUUUUAGGUUUCAUUUGAUGCAAUCAUUUUAUUGAUAGAAGCUCUUUUUUAUGGAUCAACUAAAUUGUGCUCUUAUUUUAUUUUAUUUUGUUUUAUUUUAUUUUAUUUUAUUUUAUUUUAUUUUUAUUUUUUCAGAGUAACUGCCAAAAGUGAUUUGCCUUUAACCUUGCAGCUGUUAUUUUAUGAAAGCUAAUAUAUUAUUUAAAAUCAUAUCUGAUGCAUACUUAAAAAUUUUUUGUUUCAACUACUUAUUUAAAAUGAGCUGAAUCUACUAAAUUCUUGAGUUUUGGGAGGACAACAUUAUUGUUUUAUGUUCAAUCCACUUAAAUUUGUACAAAAAAAAAUUAUGAACAUAAAGGAAUAGUGUGAAAGCCAGCAUUAGAGUGCAUCGUACUCUCGUUUAACUCCUCCAGUCUGCUUUGCCGCUAUAUAAUCACUUUACAUAUUGUUAUUAAAAUAUUUGCCAUGUAAAUAUUUUUAUUUCAGACAUUGAAAUACAAUGAGAAGUCUGUAUAUUGGGAAAUGAGAGGAAUGUUUGAUUUUAAAAACAACAUUUAGCCAAUCAACAGCAUUUUUUAUGCCAUUUCCAACAAAAGUUCAUUUGUGAAGUU
Messenger RNA from Danio rerio (zebrafish), 1440 nucleotides. RefSeq names its product F-box protein 48 (gene fbxo48). Lineage: Eukaryota; Metazoa; Chordata; Actinopteri; Cypriniformes; Danionidae. Gene Ontology annotation, biological process: SCF-dependent proteasomal ubiquitin-dependent protein catabolic process; protein ubiquitination. Gene Ontology annotation, cellular component: SCF ubiquitin ligase complex. The record is from RefSeq and is marked validated.